Messenger RNA from Eimeria mitis, 387 nucleotides. RefSeq lists its product as uncharacterized. NCBI's taxonomy places the organism in Eukaryota, Apicomplexa, Conoidasida, Eucoccidiorida, Eimeriidae. The transcript has a single exon. Bases 1 to 387 code for a protein of 128 amino acids. The record is from RefSeq and is a predicted model, not a curated record.
AUGUCGUCUGGCGAUAGCAGCAGCAGCAGCUUUUCUGUGUCUCCGCUUCUGCCGCAGCCGGGGGGCCAGGGUCACCGCCUCCAGGCUCUUGCAGCAGCGCAGGUCCAGCCACCGGAUGCCGCGGCGCAGCUGCUCGUAUAUGCUCAGCUCCUGCAGCAGCAGCAGCAGCAGCAGCAGCAGCAGCAGCAGCGAGGGAGCAGCCGGAGUAACAGCAGGAGCAGCAGCAACAGGGAGAGGAACAGGGACAGCAGCAGCAACGAGAGAAGCAGAAACUGCAGCAGCAAUGCCACAACAACACCAUCAAGAGCAGCAGCAAAAGCACCACCAGGAGCAGCAACUGCAGCAGCAGCAGCAGCAGCAGCAGCAGCAAGGUUACCUGGCAGCUAA